Molecule: messenger RNA, 727 nt
Organism: Gekko japonicus
Lineage: Eukaryota; Metazoa; Chordata; Lepidosauria; Squamata; Gekkonidae
Product: cyclin-related protein FAM58B-like
Exons: 4
Coding region: 318-641 (107 amino acids)
Biological process (GO): regulation of transcription by RNA polymerase II
Cellular component (GO): nucleus
Molecular function (GO): cyclin-dependent protein serine/threonine kinase regulator activity
Source: RefSeq, a predicted model, not a curated record
UCAGGAAGGGCCUCCCGAGAGGGGUUGCCCGUCUCAGUUGCCUGAGCAAACUCCGAUAGGGAAAGCGAUCCAUGCGUGCGCGAGCGACUGCUUAGGGCGCGAGGGGGUCGUUCCCGAUUGGGCGGUCGACAGGCUUCUGUCAUGGGGCCGAAAGAACCCUCAACCCGGAAGUGCUGCCACCGAAGCCCUAAUGCGGCUCCCUAGUCGGGCGGCUGAGGAGACAUCCGGGUAUUGAGAGGCUCGUCGCGGGAGCCUCGGACCUCCCCCCCCUUCCCGUUGAUGAGGAGCCCGGAGGCCAUUUAGCCGCGCUUGAUUGGAUGCUUCGGGGCGGGUCAACGCUCAUGGAUCCCACCGUGCUGCAGGAGGCCAGCCGGAUACCUCCCGACGCCAGGACGCACUUCAAAGUCUGCAGGUUCAUCAUGGAGGCAGGUGUGAAGCUGGGCUUGCGCUCCAUCCCUGUUGCCACGGCGUGCAGCAUCUAUCACCGCUUCUUCACGGAGGUGCCUCUGGAAUCCUACGACCCCUACCUGGUAGCCAUGGCGGCUCUGUACCUGGCCGGGAAGGUGGAGGAGCAGCAUCUGCGGACGAGGGACAUCAUCAACGUGUCCCACAGUUCCUGCUCCACUACUUGCUGUCCCUGAAGCACUGGAUGAACCGGCACAGCUGGGAUCGGACCCCGGUGGCCGUGGCGGCCUGGGCCCUCCUGCGGGAUAGCUACCACCGGCCC